Arctia plantaginis is the source of this 1209-nucleotide messenger RNA. Lineage: Eukaryota; Metazoa; Arthropoda; Insecta; Lepidoptera; Erebidae. The record is from the annotation of a GenBank genome assembly.
AUGGAUAGAUUUGAAUACAUAGAGGCGCGUUUAUUCGAAGGUGAAGAUUACCUCAAACGUGACAAAAAUGUUAAGAUAUAUGAUGGUGAUGAUAAGACCCAGUAUACAGAUGGUGAAGUAGUGCUGACUACGCAUAGGAUUUUAUGGGGAAAACCAGGCGAUAUACCUAAAGGGCUUGUAUGUUUAUCACUUUAUUUAUAUUAUGUAUUCUGCAUAGAAGAAGAAAGUGGUGGAGUAUUUGGCCUUGGGGGACCUAAAAGAAUUAUAUUGCAUUUGGGACCUACACUUCCAGGUAAGAGACCAGGUCCAGCUGUUGUGAGCCCCUACCAUUUUAUCAAGUUUUCAUUUAAGGAUGGCAUUGAUCAAACUUUCUACAAGGCACUUAAUGACGCUGUUACUGCCAAAGCAUGGGAAAGACUAACUCCUGUUUUAUCACCUGUCAAUUCGGCCAGUGCACACUCAUUGUCCAAGCCAUCAGUACAACCUGUCAAUUCAAAAAUUCGUUCCGGAAUAGUAGGCAUUGAGAGAAGCAUAGAAGAGCAGCACAGGCAAACUGGUGAAAGCAUUACAGUAGCUUUCAAAGAUUUAAGAAAGUUGAUGGAGAAGGCCAAAGAUAUGGUGGCAAUUUCUAAGAAUAUUUCUACUAAAAUUAGGGAAAAGCAAGGUGAUAUUUCAGAAGAUGACACUGUAAGGUUUAAAGCCUACCUGAUGAGCUUAGGUAUAGAUGAUCCAGUUACUAGAGAUGCAUUUAGAUCCGAUUCUGACUAUUAUUUAGGUCUUGCGCAGCAAGUAUCGGAUAUGAUGGUUGCUGUUCUCAUGGAAUGUGGUGGAAUAAUGUCUUUAGCUGAUGUUUGGUGUAGAGUGAAUAGAGCCAGAGGUUUAGAGCUUAUAUCUCCUGAAGAUCUCAUGAAUGCUUGCAAAUUACUGCAGACUAUUGGAGCUCCAAUGUCUCUUAGAAAAUUUCCAAGUGGAGCUUGUGUCCUCCAACUCAGCAGUCACAGAGAUGAAGAAGUUGCUAAGAGCACUAGUGAACUGCUUGAAGAAAAUGGUCAUCUCACACCUGAGAAACUAUCACAAAUCGCAAAUGUGUCCGUCCUAUUAGCACGCGAGCGCUUGUACACUACUGAGCGCCUAGGCAUGGCAUGCAGAGACGAAUCUAUUGAAGGCCUCGCAUUCUACCCGAACCUAUUUCUAAGAGAAGCCUCUUAA